UUACACACCUAACUGGAAUCUGACUGUGCCAAAUUCAAAGCAUUAAAUAAAAUGGCUAUGCUUUCACUGUUUCCAUUGUUAUUUGGUAUUUUAUUUUUCAAGCAUGUCUCUUUCGAAUUCUUUUUCUUCCAUUCUUCUGUGGAUUGCAGAAUCAGCUCGUCACCAAAGAAACAGAGGCCCCAGAAGCGGAGAAGAUGGAUAUGUACAUUCGUGUUAAGCGCAGCAAGUCAACAUACUUUAUCCGGUGCAAGCCAUCUGAUAAGAUAAUUGGAAUAAAGCAGAAGUUGGAGGAGAUCAUUGAUCAACCUGUCAGUGAUCAGCGAUUUGUUCUACCAGGUACAGGGGAAAUAUUAGAGCACAUUAAGACACUUGCAGAUCAAAAGGUCGAUAGUGAUGCUGUGGUGGCGCUGACACUUAGAAAAGAUGUUAAUGAGUUUGAGGAGGUCAACAUUGUUGGGCCAAACGAUUUCUACCAGUCCCGGGAUGCAGAUGAUGCCAAUUGGUGAAAACUGAAAAGCCAUAUUGCAACUAAGGCUUGCUCAUGCCAGUUGGCAUCAUUGGGUUCAUUUUCUGCUGCGC
This is a messenger RNA of Neltuma alba, 579 nucleotides long. RefSeq lists its product as uncharacterized. The transcript is spliced from 4 exons. The coding region runs from base 195 to 506 and encodes 103 amino acids. Gene Ontology annotation, molecular function: protein binding. The record is from RefSeq and is a predicted model, not a curated record. NCBI's taxonomy places the organism in Eukaryota, Viridiplantae, Streptophyta, Magnoliopsida, Fabales, Fabaceae.